CUGCUUCUAUAAGCGGUGCCUGGGGCCGGCGGCGCCGCCACAAACGCGGGCACGGCGGGCGGCGCAGGAUGGGCGCGCGUGGCGCCGCGAGCCCGCCGCGAGGCCCCGGGCCGCUCCUCCCCGCCAUCCUCCCGCUGCUGCUGCUGCCGCUGCCGCCGGGCUCGGGCGCCGCGGCCGGCCGGCCGCCCCACCUCGUCUUCGUGCUGGCGGACGACCUGGGCUGGAACGACGUGGGCUUCCACGGCUCGGCCAUCCGCACGCCGCGCCUGGACGCGCUGGCGGCUGGCGGGGUGCUGCUGGACAACUACUACACGCAGCCGCUGUGCACGCCCUCGCGGAGCCAGCUGCUCACCGGCCGCUACCAGAUCCACACAGGUUUACAGCAUCAAAUAAUCUGGCCCUGUCAGCCCAGCUGCAUUCCUUUGGAUGAAAAACUCCUGCCCCAGCUUCUAAAAGAAGCAGGCUACGCUACCCACAUGGUUGGAAAAUGGCACCUGGGAAUGUAUCGGAAAGAAUGUCUUCCAACACGCCGAGGAUUUGAUACCUACUUUGGAUAUCUUCUAGGUAGUGAAGAUUACUACUCCCACGAGCGGUGUACCUUAAUUGACGCUCUGAAUGUCACACGAUGUGCUCUUGAUUUUCGAGAUGGUGAAGAAGUUGCAACAGGAUAUAAAAAUAUGUAUUCAACAAACGUAUUUACUGAAAGGGCUACAACCCUGAUAACCAACCACCCACCAGAGAAGCCUCUGUUUCUCUACCUUGCUCUCCAGUCUGUCCAUGAGCCCCUUCAGGUCCCCGAGGAAUACCUGAAGCCCUAUGACUUCAUCCAAGAUAAGAACAGGCACCACUAUGCAGGCAUGGCGUCCCUUAUGGAUGAAGCAGUGGGAAAUGUCACCGCAGCCUUGGAAAGCCGCGGGCUCUGGAACAACACGGUGUUCGUCUUCUCCACAGAUAACGGCGGGCAGACCUUGGCGGGGGGCAACAACUGGCCGCUUCGAGGAAGAAAGUGGAGCCUGUGGGAGGGCGGCGUGCGAGCCGUGGGCUUCGUGGCCAGCCCCUUGCUGAAGCGGAAGGGCGUGAAGACGCGGGAGCUCAUCCACGUUUCUGACUGGCUGCCCACCUUGGUGAAGCUGGCCGGGGGCAGGACAGCCGGCACCAAGCCUCUGGAUGGCUUCGACGUGUGGGCAACCAUCAG
Molecule: messenger RNA, 1195 nt
Organism: Odocoileus virginianus texanus
Lineage: Eukaryota; Metazoa; Chordata; Mammalia; Artiodactyla; Cervidae
Source: RefSeq, a predicted model, not a curated record